Messenger RNA from Drosophila willistoni, 1100 nucleotides. It is a transcript of the gene Surf1, whose product is annotated as SURF1-like protein. Gene Ontology annotation, cellular component: membrane; mitochondrion. Lineage: Eukaryota; Metazoa; Arthropoda; Insecta; Diptera; Drosophilidae. The coding region runs from base 184 to 1068 and encodes 294 amino acids. Gene Ontology annotation, biological process: mitochondrial respiratory chain complex IV assembly. The transcript has 4 exons. The record is from RefSeq and is a predicted model, not a curated record.
CUUUUCCUAUAAAAUAAAGUUCUAGCUGAUCGAACUGCCUUUGUUUGUCAACCUAAUAGAGCCGAAUGAUAAAUUUACGAAUUUCAGUUUCAAAUAUUUCUAUGCUGUAGCCCUGGCCAUCAGUGAUUUAACAUCUGUUAACCGACUGAAUGACCCAGAGGCUUCAACGGAAACAAUUGAAUAAUGUUGCGAUUAUGCCGGCUGGUGUCACGCCCACUAAAGCAAAGCUAUGGCCCGCCCACAGUCCAAUUGGUCACACGGAAAAUGGCACAAACACCAUUUAAGGCAGGUCAGCCAGAUUGGACCACAAGCAUACCCAGACCCAAAGAAAAUGAGAAGAUCACAGCCAUGGGAUGGUUUCUCCUGCUUAUACCAGCCACAACAUUUGGUUUGGGCUGUUGGCAGGUAAAACGCAAAAUAUGGAAAGAGCAACUUAUCAAGGAUCUACAUGAACAAUUGAAUAUGGAGCCAGUGGCAUUGCCUGACAAUCUUAAUGAUGUCAAACAAAUGGAAUACCGUUUAGUUAAGGUGCGCGGACAUUUUCUUCAUGACAAGGAGAUGCGCAUGGGCCCACGAUCACUCAUACGACCUGAUGGCAGUGAAACGCAAGGAGGUCUCAUCUCCAAACGGGAUACCGGCAAUGGUUAUCUGGUGGUAACUCCAUUCCAAUUGUCGGAUAGAGAUGAUAUAAUUCUAAUUAAUCGCGGUUGGGUCUCUCGCAAACAUGCUGAGCCAUCGUCUAGACCCUUGGGUCAAAUCUCUGGCGAAUUAGAGCUAACCGCUGUAGUGCGCAAGGGCGAAUUGCGACCACAAUUUACACCCGAUCACAGCGGCGGUAAGGUCUAUCUAUAUCGUGACCUACAACAGAUGUGUGCCAAAUCAGGCGCCGCUCAUGUCUUUCUCGAUGCUGUCUACGAUGAGAAGGUAUCUACCGAUGCUCCAGUUGGUGGCCAGACGCGUGUUACCUUGCGCAAUGAUCAUCUAUCGUAUUUGGUUACCUGGUUUAGUUUAUCGGCCGCCACAUCCUAUCUCUGGUAUCGCCAGAUUAUCAAGAGAAUACCAUUUUAAGUGAUUUAUAAAAUGUACAUUUUAUUUAUUUA